AUGGUGGAUUAUUUGAAUGAGCUUAGAGAAGGCUGCUUAGAGGCUUACACUGGAAUUAUCCAAGGGCUAAAGGGUGAAGUACCUGAGGGAACCGUGAAUGGUAAGUACUCCGUGGGCUUCAGUCAUAUAAGGGAGUUUUAAAAAGACUCGGUGCUUAGCGUUGGAUCCCAUCGGCUUUAAACCAUUUGGACACUUGUUGAAUUUACACAACGUCCAACUGUAUUAUCCUUAUCGCUUCGGUUUCACUUGUACUGUAGAUGUAUAGUGUGGACGCGAUAAGGAAUACCAAGAAAACUAGGAAUACCACGUUGUGUAAACAGCUCGCUCUGGGAUUUGAUCACUUUUAUUUUUACGGUUUUAGGCUAAUAAAUUGUCCAAGGGGAACAAAAAUCUUGAACCCAGUUUCACGUAAGACGUCGUUGUGAACAUUGAAGACUGACAUAAAUCGUAAAACCUCUCGUAACAUUAACUUUUACAUCGUUUUUGAUAACGUAACCUCGAUGUCCUUGGCGCAAGUACGCGUACACAAAAUUGACAUUAUGGAUUUCUUGGUAAAGAAUUCUUGACCACUGAUGUGAAUAAAUCAGCACUCGAGAUUUGCACUCAACAGCACUCGAAUCCAUUUUCGCGUAGGAUUUGGGCUCUGACGGGAGAUUGGACUGAAGUCGUGGAUUUCUGAAUUGUGUUCUUUUUCUUACAGCGGAUCUCACUGUGCUUAACCGCCAUAUUAUGCACAUCAUACAAUUUAUUGAACUCGUAGCAACAGACCAGGACCAUUCUGAAAGCAACGUGUCUAGUGCGUGCGGUCUUGUAGGGUAAGUUAAGGAAAUUCAUUGUCCUUUAGGCGCCCAGUUAUAGAUGAAGAAGGAGAAAUAAGCUUAAGGUUAUGUUCACAGUAUACCGCAUGGCUCUUAAGCCGGCACGAAAACUUUACCGGGUAGAGCUUCUGUUCAUACAUAAGAACGGUGAUUUCGGCGCGAUUUCUGAAAGUUAGCGAAGCUGCGCUGCGCAGAUCUCGAAAGUGGAGCGUCACAUAUCGGAUAGGUUACGUGUCACAUCAUCGUGUAGUGUGAACAGGUGAUUUGGGACCGUAACAGAGGUGAAUAAGUAGGAGCCAGGACUGGGAUCCACUAAGACGAAACGGGAAGUAAUCAUUUAGGGGUGAGAACUGGGAAUUAGUUCACCUACCCUCUAGGCCAACCUCUCCGGCACGAUGUUCGGCGUGGGUGAACUUUUGAACUUUUGAACUUUAUUUUUUAUUUAAACACGGUAAAUCUAUCAGAUAAAAUAAUAAUAAUAAAAAAUUACAAUCUACUUUAAUCUAUAUAAACAUGAUCUAAAAAUUUAAAUAGUAAAGAUAGAGANCGCCCAGUUAUAGAUGAGGAAAGAGAAAUAAGCUUAAGGUAAUGUUUACAGUAUACCGCAUGGCUCUUACGCCGGCACGAAAACUUUACCGGGUAGAGCUUCUGUUCAUACAUAAGAACGGUGAUUUCGGCGCGAUUUCUAGAAGUUAGCGAAGCUGCGCUGCGCAGAUCUCAAACGUGGAGCGUCACAUAUCGGAUAGGUUGUGUGCCAUACCAUGGUGUAGUGUGAACAUGUGAUUUGGGACCGUAGCAGAAGUGAAUAGGUAGGAGCCAGGACUGGGAUCCACUAAGGCGAAACGGGAAGUAAGCAUUUAGGGGAUGAGAACUGGGAAUUAGUUCACCUACCCUCUAGGCCAACCGCUCCGGCACGAUGUUCCGCGUGGGUGAACGACUUGUUCCAGUUCUAUGCCGUUGCUGUUUAUACUUGGCAUGCGAAAACACCCAUUUCUUCACGCCGCUGGGGACCUUUACCGUUUCAGUGAACUUUAACAGGGUUGAAGUAUAUUUAUAGCUUGCAUUUUAUCAAGCAAAAGAAAACGUAACAACGCCCCGAAUAGAUGCAAUUGAUAGGCCCCUGUCAAAGUUGAUUAGAUGCGGCUUCUGCCAGUUUUUUAAUUAAAAGUUAACUUAUGGAAUUUGAAACAUUUCGGGAAAGAAAAAAAGAACAAACCAACUAAUUUUAAGAUAACGAAAAUCUACCGCGAAUCAGUAGCUCUUCGAAUGGCAUUGUAAUGACUUCCUGAAUCGUUUACUUCCUUUACCAGCCAAACGAGAACUGGCACGGCCGAAUCGUAUGCUUUUUUAUCAAAACAUCAUUCAGACACAAUUUGUUCUUGUACGUUUGAAUUGUCAGUUCACGCAAACGUACAAGAAAACUCCAAUAAAACAAGCAAAAUAUUUUACCUGGAUUUAAAAUGGGCAGAGCUAUCAUCCAGCAAAUGAGAUGCCUCUCCAUAAAGUCUUUUUUCGACUUUUCCCUGUGCGGAUUACAAUUUUUUUUCUUUCUUGUUGCCCUCAGUUCGCUUAUUGUCAGAAACGCCGUUCAGCUUAAAUUCCCGCCAAAAAAGCGGGUUGGCCUUAUGAUUUCCCGCCAAAAUGCGAAGUAUAGCACUCAGUUAUUUCUUGUGUGACAUUUCACAGUGGCUUACAUAUAGGUGGUGGACGGUCGCAACCACCAUGAGAGGCUGCGAUCCUAUUGGUUAGCACCAAGGAUUACUUGGGGAUAACAUUGGUUAACUCUCUAAAAGUUACAAUGCAAAAUUUUUGUUUCUUUGCAGUGAUAUUUGCUCUGCGUUUGGCGCACAAGUACAUCCGUAUCUAGAAAAACAAGCUAUAAAUGAACUUUUGCAAGAAGGAAGACGAUCAAAAACUCACAAAACCAAACAAGUCGCCACUUGGGCCACUAAGGAAUUACGCAAGCUCAAGCAACAACAGGUGAGUUAUAUCGUAAUCUGAUUUUUUCGAAAUUCUCAAGUCUAAAUCUGCACACUGUUUUUUAGCCACACUCCAGUGGGCCUGUGCCAUGUGCCGCUGAGUGAUAAUAGGCUCAUUAAUUCGAAUUGUUCACUGGACGAAAGCUCUUCCCUAUUAAUGCGUGCUCCGUAUUACUCCAGUGUGCCUGUGCCAUGUGCCGCUGAGCUACAACAGGCUCAUGAAUUCGAGCUGUUGACUGAACGAAAGCUCUUCUCAAUUAAUGCGAGCUCCGUAUUACUCCAGUGUGCCUGUGCCGUGUGCCGCUGGGCGACAACAGGCUCAUGAAUUCGAAUUGUUGCCUGGAGGAAUGUUUUUGUCUAUAAUGACCCGGAAUGUGACUUUUCAUUUCAGUCUUUCUCGGUCAGCAAAGCCCAAACAUACGCAAUUAUCAUUAACAACUUCGGCACUGUGUGAUUUGCAUAUGUCCCGUUAGCACGUCAGAUCUGGCGGAAAAAUCGCCAAAGACUCCUCUCCAUAGCUCAGUAAAGCCCCCAUAGUUUCGUAGGUGGGAAAUUUCGUAAACGCCACUAUUGUGUGACGCAGGUAAUUUCAUGUCUUGCAUACAAGUGUAAUGAAGUUAAAGUGUCAGACAUCAUGGGCUGUACAUGGUCGAGACUAUUGUUAGAAAGGGUGUGAUUGAGUCCUUGAGGUUGAUUUGAGCGUUCAACAAUACCAAGGUCGUUGAUAUAGAUGCUGUACGCUUAGCAACACACUAAUAUAAACCAUUCUCCUUUUCCCCUAGAAUUGAUCACGUGACGGCGACAACUGAGCGAGCGUGCGAGAGUGCGUGAGAAUCGAGCACCCAAGCGGUCAAGAGACGUGCGUGGCGAGCGAGCGUGUUACCCCACCCCUCCCCUGAAAAAGAAACAGGCUGGACAAGAAGCCUUUUCGACGAACCAAAGACAGUCAACUUUGUAAUCACGUGACGACAGUUUAUAAAACUUGGCGGCGGCGAGGCGAUAAAUAUUGGAGUCCGCAUACAACGCUGAACCUACCUUCGUGUUUCAGCCGGAGUUAAAAAGAGAGAUAUCCACUUGGCCUUACAACUAGGAAGGAACAUGAACGGAGUACUUCUUCUAAAUUGCGAGGCUCGACUAUUUCAAAGACAUUGGAAAAAACCUGUCGUCUUGGUGAUAAAGACAUAUCCUCCCCCUCAGGGGAAAACAGUAACCCCCCACUCUACCCUACUGAAAUCUACACUGCUUACGCGGGAAAAUAUUACCUAGACAAGUUGUAUAGACCCUUCGAGAAUUAAUGUGGCUUGGGGAAGCUUUUUGCGUGGUGUAUUUGUUUUGUAUUAGCUGUGUAUCUGCUCUCCUCUGGUAGUAUAAAAAAGAAGUUAUUUUUCUGGAAGAUUUGGUAAGUUGAACGAUGAAGAGACGAAUUUAAUGUACAGUGAAUUUUGCCUUUGUUGAAAAAAGCAUCGUUCAGCGAGGGAAGGGCGAUAAAAAUUAAUGGAUACUUAACAAAGCUAUUAAAAGCAGUUAUCUAGUAGCGGCAUGGUGUGUUUUUUUCGCCUUAAAUGCCAUUCUAAAAUGUACAUCCUUCCCGUUUAGGGAACGAGUACUGACGAAUCACCCCUACCCGUGUUUGUAUAAGUACACUGACUUUAACCCCGAAGAAACUGCUAGACUAAUGGUAAAGAAAUUGAGUAAUGAUUUGGCAAGCGUGGUCCGCUUUAGAAUGAGCGCAUGGCAAACCUUUUCUCACCACCCGGAGGCCAAAACGGUGUAUUUCAAAAAGUAAUUACACCUGAUAUACCCUGCGUAGCAAGCGUUUCCGUGUGGUUUCGGAGCAAAGAAGACCGAGGAAGGUCAAGGAACGGGAUUUUCGGUUUGGCCGCGCGAAAAGUGGAACGAGAGCCAAAAAUUAAAAUGAAAGAGGGGGAGAGGGGGGUUUCGCGCGGUCUUUGACUCUUUGCUCAGAAACCGCACGGAAACGCUUGCUACGCAGGCAAACCCUGAUAUUGUCUUGCUAUGCAACUGGGCACGUGUACAAAUCGUGAUGAUAGCUAGGAGCAUUGGCCAAUAGCUGACCAGCCCGUCCUCUGUAACCAUCCCAGAAACAAUUGCGGGACACGUUUCGGCUCCAGUUUCCUUAUCGUUUCAAAAAGUGGCGAAUGUGUCUGCUUGUCUCCAUACGCCGUUUUCUCUGCAUCAUCUGGUGAAAAAUGAAGCGGUUAACUUCUCGAAUCUGACAGCAUUUUUUUUCGCCUGCGUUGGCGCGUGGUAUGGCGCUUGCUUCGCAAACCAGCUAUGAAUUAAAUUAAAUUAAUUUUAUUUAAGCUCGAUAGCGUGAGGAGUGGUUACCCAAUCUCCCGAGCCCGGGGCUCAUGUAUUAAACGCUCGAGCAUUCCGGAUCGAAUUGGAAUUUAGAAAUGUUGGUUUUUGCGGAGAGGGGAAAACCGGAGUACCCGGAGAAAAACCUCUCGGAGCAGAGAAGAGAACCAGCAACAAACUCAACCCACAUAAUUAUGACGUCGAGUCCGGGAAUUGAACCCGGGCCACAUUGGUGGAAGGCGAGUGCUCUCACCACUGCGCCAUCCCCGUUCCCCAUGACGUGAAACGACCGCAGCGUUUAAGUCGGAUUCCUUAUUUUCUCAACUUUUUUCUUGUGCAGAUGCAUUUGCGCAUGCGCUUGCGUAAUCCCCGUUCAAAAGCUUGUGUAGAGGCCGGUUCAAACCUGCUACGCAAAUUGCGCUUGGCUGCCUCAACGCCGACUCGAAGAGACCUCGUCUCAAGAAAGAGAUGUGUUGGUGGUAUUGCAUGCUCUCGGCUCAUAGGCGCUAAGUGCAAACGUUAGGCAAGAAAGUGGAAAAUGCUUGUGCCAGAGUCUAUAGUCUAACGUGUUAUCGGACUUAAGCUUCCCUGAUUUAAGCGGAAAAGCGAUUUCCCUUUGAUUUUUUGCGAAUAUGCCGCUCCAUUGUUUCUACGAGUUUUCCUUGUCAGAGACAUUCUUGUGUUAAUUUUUCCCUCGUGUUAGGCUGUCAUGAAACAGGAACUGUAGCACUUAUUGCACGAAAGCAGAGUAAAAUUAAUUGCUUUAGUUUCUUUACAGUAAUGAAUAAUUCAUUAUUAUUUUUACCAAGUCGGCUUAAUUAGUGAGGCCUGAAUUAAGUGGAUCAUUGUAUUUUCAAAGGUGCCGUCACCUUAGCAGACAUUUUAGACCCUAAAAAGCACUUUCGUUCUUUUGUCUUCUCCUGCUUUUCACUUCCUCUGAAUUUAAGGGUGCUCUUCCGUUGUCUAAAUCUUGUUUAGUGGAACUGUUCGUCGUAACAUGGCAUCUUUAUGUUAGCACAGCUGUUGAAAAGACAGUCUAAGUGCAAGCAAGUUUUACUUACGGGUUAAUUUCAUGCAUUUUGUAAAAUGUUCGUUGGAUUUAACAGAUAGAGUGGUUUUCGUUUGAGUGUCGUAAAACCAAAACCAAAGUAAUUACUCUGGCCAAUCACGUAGGACACAGACAAUACACUGAACCAAUCAAAACUCGAAGUAAUUACAUGUGGCUGACGCAAAGCGCGGGAAAAUACAUGCGAGCGCGUCACAAUUGGCUUUGGUUUUACUUCUGAUUGGAUGAAAAGGUGGCGCGAAUCUUUUAAGCCAAUCGCAUCGUGUAGAAAGUGCAAAACCAAUUACUUUUCGACACUCAAAUGAAAACCGCUCUAUGUUGUAGCAAAGCAAACUGUCAAACCACCUGCCUUCCUUCCGACUGAAGACUUCGUAAGCUUCUUUACACCUUAUCUUUUCUUUUGUCGUUGUUCUUUUUUCAGACAAUAAGGUCACACGCCAACAACUUAUAAAAAAUCUCAAUAAUUCAUGUGCUUUAAGUUGGUCUAAAACUAGCAGUCUGGCAGACGUGUGCCCAUAACCAUUAAAGGUAAUUAGUGGUGAUAAUGACUCCUACUCUCGGUUGAACAUCGAAGAGAGCGCCUCUGUCGUUAAUUGAAACCAAGUGCGCUUGCUAAGUUUCUCGGAACCCAGUGUUUUACCAUUGUGUUACAUUCUCGUCGCCAGUGCCCGUCGUUUUUUGGUCACGUGGUCUUUAGCCGAGUGUCUCAAGGGACGAAAAUGAACGUUGUUCAGCUCGCGUGAAUUUUGCGCUGCGUGGAAAGUCACCACAGAAAACAUAG
Messenger RNA from Porites evermanni, 6963 nucleotides. The record is from the annotation of a GenBank genome assembly. NCBI's taxonomy places the organism in Eukaryota, Metazoa, Cnidaria, Anthozoa, Scleractinia, Poritidae.